UAUAUGUAACAAAAAAUUAUAUUUUUGUAACUGUGAAUACCCCUGGUUCUUUGUGGUCAUUGCAUGUUUAUUGUUACAGGGUGUGCUGGGGUUCUGGUUGGCCAUCCAUUUGAUACUGUGAAGGUACGGCUACAAACACAAGAUCCAGCAAAACGUCUUUAUAAAGGGACUUUUGAAUGCUUCAGGACCAUUGUAGCAAAAGAAUCUGCACUUGGAUUAUACAAGGGGAUGGCUUCUCCACUUUACGGAUUAGCACUUAUCAACGCCAUAGUCUUUGGAGUCCAAGGAAAUGUUCAGAGAAGAAUGACCAAUCCAGAUACACUACAGAGCCACUUCUUGGCAGGUGCUACAGCUGGUCUUGUACAGUGUGUAGUGUGCAGUCCCAUGGAACUGGCCAAAACAAGGAUGCAGAUUCAAGGGCAGGGUGAAUCAAGAACACAGUUCAAAACCACAAAACAUUUGUAUACAGGCCCAAUUGAUUGCCUGAGGAAGAUCUACAAAGCACAUGGGAUUCCUGGGGUGUUUAAAGGUUUUACUCUCACCGUUGUGAGAGAAACACCCAGUUUUGGAAUUUAUUUUGCUACUUAUGAGUAUUUGUGUAGAAAGAUGGUAGAGCAACCUGAUGAUGAUGUGAGUAUGCUAGGGUUGUUAAUGGCGGGGGGCUUCAGUGGUAUGGCUUCGUGGAUUGCUACUUACCCUGUUGAUGUUAUCAAGUCUCGGAUACAAGCUGAUGGGGCAAAUGGUCAAAAUCAGUAUAAAAAUGCUUAUGACUGUUUCCAAAAAUCUAUUAAAGCUGAAGGGCAUGGGUGCUUAUGGACUGGGCUUAACUCUACUCUUCUAAGGGCCUUUCCAGUAAAUGCUGCAACUUUUACUGUGGUAGCACUUUUCCUAAGGUCUGUGCGUCCAAGUGAGGAUGAGACAAUGGAAACGAUAUCAGGUCAUCACCACACACAACUGGGCAGUGAAAUCCACACUGUGGACAGAAUAGCUGGGGCAACGGCUACUGAAAUAUAGUCUGUAAAAAUUGAAAAGAUAGGUAACUAGUGAAUUGUCACUUGACAAACACUUGAUAAACAUUGAUGUAAUGGCAUAAGUUUACUUUUUGCAGCAAAACUGUGACUUCAACUCAUAGAGCCAAAGAUGAGUUUUUUUUUCAGAAUUGUCGAUUUAACAGAUCAAUAGAUUAACAUGCUGCCUCUUGUUUCCAACAUACUGAUAUAAUCUCCAGCUUUUCUGUUAAUCAGUAAAACUGAUUGCAUUUAGCCACAGUCCUCGCAGACUUGUAUCAAUCUGUGUCCGUAUAUAGUUUCUAUGGGAAUGAGCCCCUAGUGCAUCUUAAUAGCUUGCAUCAUUCAUUCACGAGGUGGCAUAACAUGAUUUAUGGAAUUUUAACCAAUAUACAGAUACUCAGAUGCACUGAUGUGUUUAGAGUGCCAUUUUAGCGUAGUUCUUCACCUGUUAUUGUGAAAACCACUUAUCUUUAUUAUUUUGUGAGCCAUGAAUUGCAUUUAUGGUAUAGGUAUACUUGGAGGUUGAAGUGGAUGGAAUGGGGUUCCACCAAUACCAUGGCAGGAGUGAAUUUUAUCUGCCUUUCAUGUUUUGGCAAACCUACUUGGCGUUGUGUACACAUGGUGAUUCCAAUAUCUAAAAUAAAAGGCCUUAUUGGCCUUAAAAAACCUGUUGGUGGACAAGCAGCUUUCUCCUUAAGCAGGAUUCUUAGACAAAAAAAAUUCAAGAGUGGUUGUUCAGUGUCAAAUCAAUAGUACCAGUGCUUUGAGAGCAUAAAAACAACAGCAUAAAGAUUUUUGUUAGGUUUGAUUGUAAAUUAACCACACUUAUCAAUCCUUAACCCCAUGCUUUUUUUCCAUGUGAAAAAGUUAUAAUAACUAAGCGUGAAAAAUUCUGAUUUUCUCAAACUUAGGGUUGGUGUUGCUUGUUAACCAUUUUAUUCAUUUUCUCUGGUCUAAACAGUUCUUACCAGAUUCCAAAACAAAGAAAUGGACAAUUCCUCCAGUGUAUAACCCCUCCCGCCCCUCAAAAAAAAAAAAAAAAAAAAAAAA
Messenger RNA from Lingula anatina, 2060 nucleotides. Its product is annotated as mitochondrial basic amino acids transporter-like. Gene Ontology annotation, molecular function: high-affinity L-arginine transmembrane transporter activity. The record is from RefSeq and is a predicted model, not a curated record. Gene Ontology annotation, biological process: mitochondrial L-ornithine transmembrane transport. NCBI's taxonomy places the organism in Eukaryota, Metazoa, Brachiopoda, Lingulata, Lingulida, Lingulidae. Gene Ontology annotation, cellular component: mitochondrion.